AUGCCUCCUCAUACCGCAGAAUACCCUUCGUUUGACGAAGUUGGUCCGUCAACAAUCGCAGAGAAAAAAGGCUUUCAUGACAAUGUAGGAUCAUACGACGUGGAGAACACGGCCGGCCAGCUGGAGGAGGUGCACGACUUCAAGCAAGGCCUCCACCAGCGACAUAUUCAGAUGAUCGCGUUGGCCGGUACCAUUGGAACUGGUCUUUUCCUGGGUUCUGGUCGAGCGAUCGCGACAGCCGGGCCUCUUGGAGCCUUUCUCGGAUACACCAUCAUUGGUCUCACAGUGUCGAGCGUUGUGUUCGGUGUUGGAGAAAUGGGCGCCCUGGCCCCCCUCACCGGCGGUGCCAUUCGAUACCUGGAACUCUUCUGCGAUCCUGCGCUAUCAUUUGCCAUUGGGUGGAACCAUGUGUACUCCUACGUUGUUUCAAUCCCGUCCGAGAUCGUGGCAGCGGCUGUUAUUGUUCAGUUCUGGAUUACGAUCAACAACGCGAUAUGGAUAACUGUGUUCGGCGUCCUCAUGCUUAUCACAGCACUCCUCUUCGUCCGUAUCUACGGGGAGCUAGAGUUCGGAUUCUCAAUGCUGAAAAUCAUGCUGGUCAUUGGAAUCAACAUUAUGGCAUUGGUCAUUACCUGUGGAGGAGGCCCCGACCACAAGGCCAUCGGAUUCAGCCGAUUCAUGGGAUUCUGGACUACAUUCGACAAUGCGCUCUACGCAUACUCCGGCAUUGACAAUAUUACAGUGGCUGCGGCCGAGACGCGCAACCCUCGGCAGGCGAUCCCCCAAGCCGCGCGACGGAUCUUCAUUCGAAUCUUCCUCUUCUACAUCCUGACAAUAUUCAUGGUUGGCCUAGUCGUACCGUCCAACGACCCUAGUCUACUCGGCUCAACCAGCACAGCCGCGCAUUCACCCUUCGUCAUCGCCGCCCGUAAUGCCGGCAUCUCAGCAGUGCCAUCUAUCAUCAACGCCGUCGUCCUGACCUCCGCCUGGUCAUCAGGCAAUUCGAACAUGCUCGGUGGCUCGCGGAUCCUGUAUGGCAUGGCAUGUAACGGCCACGCCCCGAAGAUCUUCAAGCGCAUGAACCGUUUUGGUGUGCCCUACAUCUCCGUGGCGCUGUACGGCCUCUUCAUGGCGCUCGGCUACAUGACGCUCUCCGACUCGGCCAGCACGGUAUUCACCUGGCUGCAGGAUAUCGUCGCCAUCUCAACACUCGUCAAUUGGGUCUGCAUCUGCAUCGUAUACCUGCGCUUCUACUACGGAUGCAAGAAGCAAGGCAUCGACCGCCAUAAAGAACUCCCCUGGGCGGCACCAUUCCAGCCCUGGAGUACGUGGUUCUCGUUGAUCCUACUCGUGGUCCUUUUCUUUACGGGUGGUUAUAAGACAUUCAUGCAUGGGCACUGGGAUACCGAGACGUUUAUCUCGUCGUACCUGAACGGGCCGCUGAUUUUGGGUAUUUACCUCGGGUAUAAGUUCGUGAAGAAGACGAGGAUUAUUCCGUUAGAGGAGAUUCCUAUUCGGCCAUUUAUUGAGAAUUAUCAAAAUAACCCUGAGCUGGAGCCUAAGCCUAAGAAGGGGAUAAGGAGGUUGAAUAUUUUGUGGUCUUAA
Molecule: messenger RNA, 1605 nt
Organism: Aspergillus nomiae NRRL 13137
Lineage: Eukaryota; Fungi; Ascomycota; Eurotiomycetes; Eurotiales; Aspergillaceae
Product: amino acid transporter
Exons: 2
Coding region: 1-1605 (534 amino acids)
Biological process (GO): amino acid transmembrane transport
Cellular component (GO): membrane
Molecular function (GO): amino acid transmembrane transporter activity
Source: RefSeq, a predicted model, not a curated record